Molecule: messenger RNA, 1266 nt
Organism: Puccinia graminis f. sp. tritici CRL 75-36-700-3
Lineage: Eukaryota; Fungi; Basidiomycota; Pucciniomycetes; Pucciniales; Pucciniaceae
Product: succinyl-CoA synthetase alpha subunit
Exons: 9
Coding region: 132-1154 (340 amino acids)
Biological process (GO): tricarboxylic acid cycle
Cellular component (GO): succinate-CoA ligase complex (ADP-forming); mitochondrion
Molecular function (GO): succinate-CoA ligase (GDP-forming) activity; succinate-CoA ligase (ADP-forming) activity
Source: RefSeq, a predicted model, not a curated record
GACUCCGAGCCACCCAAAUCACACUACACCUUCUCGGCCACACGACUCGCUUACAUCUCGGUACCAACAACCGCCGUUGCAUCAAAACCCAUAAGGCCCAUCCGAAGAGCUUCACUUCCUUGCCAUCAACCAUGCUCCGUCAUCCGCGUGUCCUAUCCAAGGCCAUCAAGCUCACUCACUAUGGUCAAUCACGCACAUUUCUGACAUCCACCCAGUUGCAAAGCCCGUAUGACUUAUCAAUCCCCAACUUGAGAAUUCAUAAGGAUACCAAGGUUAUCUGUCAAGGGUUUACUGGAAAAACUGCUACGUUCCAUUGUAAGGAAGGACUAGCUUACGGCACCAAGUUUGUUGGUGGUGUAUCUCCCAAAAAGGCUGGUCAACAACACCUUGGGCUUCCUGUUUUUGGUAGUGUGACGCAGGCCGUAAAAGAAACCAAACCCGAUGCUACAGUAAUUUACGUCCCUCCACCAUUUGCAGCGGAUGCUGUGAUCGAGGCUGUAGAAAAUGAGAUCGGAUUGAUCGUUUGUAUCACCGAGGGAAUCCCUCAACAGGAUGAAGUCAGAAUUGCUCAAGUGCUCAAGAGCCAAAGCAAAUCACGCUUGGUCGGUCCCAACUGUCCUGGAAUCAUGUCUCCUGAUGUCGGCGGUGGAUGCAAGAUCGGAAUCAUGCCUUCGAAUAUCUUCUCACCUGGGUGCAUAGGUGUUGUAUCUCGGUCCGGAACACUGACAUACGAAGCAGUGGACCAAACAACCAAAGUCGGACUAGGCCAAACACUAUGUGUGGGCAUUGGUGGUGACCCUUUCCCUGGAACUCAGCACAUUGAUGUUCUCAAGGCGUUCAUGGAAGACGAUGCAACCAAAGGGAUCGUACUCAUCGGAGAGAUCGGGGGAUCGAUGGAAGAAGAAGCAGCAGAAUACUUGAAACAGUUCAACAAGUCCCGCUCCGUCCCCAAACCUGUCGUUAGUUUCAUCGCUGGCCGGACCGCACCCCCAGGCCGCCGAAUGGGCCAUGCCGGCGCAAUUAUCAGUGGCGGAAAGGGAAAAGCUGAAGACAAAGUUAAAGCCCUAGAAGAAGCUGGGGCCGUCGUCAGUGAUUCCCCCGCCAAAUUAGGUGAUCUUAUGCUAAAAGCAAUGAAACAAUCGGGGCUCGCUUAAAGAGGCUGUGAAUGAUUUACUUGUAGAAUAUUCUUACGAUUUUUCCGUAGUAUUUUUGUGUGACUUCUCUGUUUGAAGAUAGAAAGAAAAGGAAAGAAUUUGAAUCGCAUGG